AUGUUUGAGCGCAACGCCGAGUCGCUGCCAAAGAUCACGCUCGAACGCGCGGCCGCGGCAAAGAUGAAACUCGAGAACUUUUACCAGCUCAAUGUCAGUCACGCUGUCGAGCGGAAUCAGCGACGCGUCGAGCUCGAAAGCCGUCUCGCCAACGAACGAGGCUCCGAAGAACGCAAACACAGACAACUGCAGAACCUAGGCAAGAAAGAGUCUACUUUCCUGCGCCUGCGCCGGACGCGUCUCGCGCUCGACGACUUCCACACCGUCAAGGUGAUUGGCAAGGGCGCGUUCGGUGAAGUGCGGCUCGUGCAGAAGAAGGACACGGGCAAGAUCUACGCGAUGAAGACGUUGCUCAAGUCUGAGAUGUUUAAGAAAGACCAGCUCGCGCAUGUCAAAGCCGAGCGCGAUGUGUUGGCCGGUAGUGAUUCGCCGUGGGUGGUCUCGCUUUACUACUCGUUCCAGGACGCGCAUUACUUGUACCUGAUUAUGGAGUUUUUGCCCGGUGGCGAUCUAAUGACGAUGCUGAUCAAGUACGACACGUUCUCAGAAGACAUCACGCGGUUCUACAUGGCCGAAUGCGUACUCGCCAUCGAAGCCAUCCACAAGCUCGGCUUCAUCCACCGCGACAUCAAGCCCGACAACAUCCUGAUCGACAAAGACGGCCACAUCAAGCUCUCCGACUUUGGUCUCUCGACCGGGUUCCACAAGACGCACGAUAGCAACUACUACAAGAACUUGCUCGAAAAGAACCCAUCGACAGGUCCGCCGCGGAACUCGGUCAUGGUCGACGCGAUCCACCUGACGAUUUCGAACCGGUCGCAGAUCCAAACCUGGCGCAAGUCGCGUCGGUUGAUGGCGUACUCCACCGUCGGCACGCCGGACUACAUCGCGCCCGAGAUCUUCAUCCACCAGGGCUACGGACAAGAGUGCGACUGGUGGUCACUGGGAGCAAUCAUGUUUGAGUGUCUAAUAGGCUGGCCGCCGUUCUGCUCCGAGACCCCGACGGAUACCUACCGCAAGAUUCUCGCGUGGCCAGAGACGCUCUAUUUCCCCGAAGAAAUCCACCUGUCGCACGAAGCCGAAGAUCUUAUCCGCCGACUACUCACGAGCGCCGAGAACCGGCUCGGCCGCGGCGGCGCGGACGAGAUCAAAGCCCACCCGUUCUUUGACGGCGUGGACUGGGACUCGAUCCGCGAGUUCAACGCGCCGUUUAUCCCGAAACUGAGCUCGAUCACCGACACGAGUUAUUUCCCGACCGAGGAUCUCGAGAAUAUCCCGGACGCGCCCGAGAUCAGUGCUGCGAACGAGGCGGUGGCGGCGGCGACGAAUAAUAGUGAGGAGACUGAGCUGUCGAAGGAGAGUAUGCCGUUUAUUGGUUAUACUUAUUCGAGAUUCGACUAUCUAACGCGGAAAAACGCCCUGUAA
Molecule: messenger RNA, 1425 nt
Organism: Myxozyma melibiosi
Lineage: Eukaryota; Fungi; Ascomycota; Lipomycetes; Lipomycetales; Lipomycetaceae
Product: kinase-like domain-containing protein
Exons: 3
Coding region: 1-1425 (474 amino acids)
Biological process (GO): intracellular signal transduction; peptidyl-serine phosphorylation
Molecular function (GO): ATP binding; protein serine/threonine kinase activity
Source: RefSeq, a predicted model, not a curated record